AAGAAGAAGCCGCUGCUAGCUAGGAAGCGAGACACCCCACUUGCUGUUUUGGUUUGUUUUGGAUUUGUUUCAAUGGGGGUCAUUGACCUUUGUAGGCCAGCCACCCCUGCUAUUGCAUUGGUGUCUAUGGGAGACACACCCAGUUAAGUUGACCGGAACUGAACAUUUGUUUUCAAUGGUAAACGGCCUGAGUGAUCUUAAUUUAUCCACCAUCUUUGGUGGGGAGACGUCAACAAGGAUCCUAGUACUUCUCAUGUAGAAAAUGGCAAAAUGGUCUAUCGCAGGAUAAAUUUCAGAGCAUCUUGGAACAAAUACCUGGAUUUCUAGUAUUGUAUUUUCACAUAGGAAAGUUGGGGUUCUAUGAGGAGGGAUGCCUGUCGAAAGUGGAAGCAGUGCAGCCUCCCGCCAGGCCAAGCAAAAGCGCAAGUCCCACAGCCUGUCCAUCCGUCGGACCAACAGCACCGAGCAGGAGCGCACAGGUUUACAGAGGGAGAUGUUGGAGGGACAGGAUUCCAAACUACCAUUGUCUUUGAGGAGCAAUCUUUUGGACCUCUUUGGCCAGAUCGAGAGGGAGUUUGAAAACCUCUACAUUGAAAACAUUGAGUUGCGUAGAGAGAUUGAAACCCUGAACGAUCGUUUGACAGCUGAAGGACAAACCAUCGACGGGGGAGACUUGACUAAGGGGGCACUUAAAGCAAAAGCAAGUCAUAGCACAAGUCAACUUUCACAAAAACUGAAGACCACUUAUAAGGCAUCUACAAGCAAGAUCGUAUCCAGUUUUAAAGCCACCACAUCCAGAGCCGUGUGCCAGCUGGUCAAGGAGUAUGUAGGCCACAGGGAUGGCAUAUGGGACCUGAGUGUCACCAGGACACAGCCCAUGGUGCUGGGCACAGCGUCAGCAGAUCACAGUGCCAUGCUAUGGAGCAUAGAGGCCGGAAAGUGCCUCCUGAAGUAUGUAGGUCAUGCAGGAUCAGUUAACUCUAUCAAGUUCCAUCCCACGGAACAGAUGGCUCUUACUGCAUCUGGUGACCAGACAGCCCAUAUCUGGAGAUACAUGGUGCAGCUGCCAACCCCACAGCCUAUAGCCGACAUCAGUCAGACGCCCUGUGACGACGACAUAGACUUCUCAGAUAAGGACGAGGCUGACUGGGACGGUGACGGCCCUAACGAGUGUCCCUCCAUCCGCGUGGCUUCCACUACCCUCAGGAGCCACCAGGGGGUCGUCAUUGCUGCAGACUGGCUGGUGGGGGGCAAGCAGGUGGUCACAGCCUCUUGGGACCGGGCUGCCAACCUGUACGACGUGGAGACCUCCGAGCUCGUCCACUCACUGACUGGCCACGACCAGGAGCUGACCCACUGCUGCACCCACCCCACCCAGCGUCUGGUGGUCACCUCAUCCAGAGACACCACCUUCCGUCUGUGGGACUUCAGAGACCCCUCCAUCCACUCUGUCAAUGUGUUCCAGGGACACACUGACACGGUGACGUCAGCAGUGUUCACUGUGGGGGACAACGUGGUGUCUGGGAGUGACGACCGCACCGUCAAGGUCUGGGACCUCAAGAACAUGAGGUCACCCAUAGCUACCAUCCGCACAGACUCUGCCGUCAAUAGGAUAAGUGUGUCAGUGAACCAAAGAAUCAUUGCUCUUCCUCAUGACAAUCGUCAAGUCCGGCUGUUUGACAUGUCAGGAGUGCGGCUGGCUCGACUCCCACGCAGCAACAGACAGGGCCACCGGCGCAUGGUGUGCUGCUCAGCCUGGUGUGAGGAUAACUCCUCCUGUAACCUGUUCAGCUGUGGCUUCGACCGGCAGGCCAUCGGGUGGAACAUCAACAUCCCAGCGCUGCUGCAGGAGAAGUGAGCCCAGCCAGGACAGGUCCAGAGUCAGCCCUGAGCCACCCGCCUGGCCCAUCUGCUAAUUGAGCCCAUCUUAAGAGCUGAUCCCUGUUCAGAUCAGUCAGACACCCCGACCCUCAGGCAGGGAGGGGAGAAGAUCGAUCGAGGACCCCCCCGGCCGCUCUCUCUCUGUGUCAAGUCUUCAUGUUCUUCUGACACUCCAAAUGUGGUCACAGUCUGAUCUGCAUGGUCUGAAUAUACAUACCAUACUACAUACAUGUGUGUGGUGGAUUUCAAACUUGCCCAUGUAUGUACAGAAAAUGUGAAGGACUACUCUCUGCUUUGUUGUUGGGCUUGUUUUGAUCAGUUUAUUCAUCAAUUUGCUGCUGAAGAUAAAGAGCACAGUGUCAAACAGGAGGUACGGGGGGGGGGGGGGUUGUUAAAUGUAGGUUGCCUAAUUUUCAGUUCAGAACAAGUCUGACCCACAUAGAUGGUGUAGCCUUUGAUGAGGAUGAUGAGGAUGAUGAUCAGCAUUUCAUGGAGACUUGUGUUCUGAAAUGCCACACAUCUGCUUUCUACCUAUCUAACCUGCUCAGAUGUACAGCUAGCCAAGCUAUAUAUCUGUGUCAUUUUGGCAGAGCCACACUUUGAAAAUGUCUACAGGUCCAUGACAGUCUACUGCUGUUUAACUGAGCUCUGCUUUGUACAAUACAAUGAGGCUACUGUACAGUAUAGUGAGUUUUCAGGUGGCUCUGUCAUGUACCCUUUAAAAACAAUAGCUGUUACAGUUUCUUUUGUUGUUAAACACUUUUUAGCCUAAAUCCCAUUGUAGCUUUUGUACAGAAUUUUAAGAAACCUACUCCUAGACAAUAUGUUGUACCAUUGGAAUAAUGUGUGUAAACACUCCAUGUUUGAGGGUUGAGGUUGAUCGUCUUCACCAUUUCAAUAGGCACGUCAUUUGUGUGUAAUAUUCAUAAAUGAGUCUUAUAAAGUAAACGUUAUGAAAUUGCUGUUAGAGUUUACGAACAAUAGUAACUGGUAAAGUGUAUCUUCAAAUAUUUUAGCAGUGCCAUUAGUCAGUAUUGAAAACCUGUUACAGGGAUAUAUAGACCAGUCAUAUUUGUUACCACGUGGUACUUCCUUGCGUAAGUAAGUGAAAUCUCGUUAAGAGCGUUUUAAUGCAAUAGCUGUAACAUGCUUGUGUGGUCAGAGAUCAUGGCGUUAAUGUCUGCUGCCAAAACAACAAACUGCAUAGAAAACUAAAAGAAGAAGAGGUUGUUGUGAUGUGUUUGGGGGAACAGUGUAAUAUCAUAAAGUACCUGAGUCUGUUUUGUUUUUAGAUGAGAGUCGAUGUUGGGCUCUAAAACAUUUUGAGCGUAAUUGUCUGCAAGAGUCACUUGGCAGGCAGCACAGUUGACUAAAUUCCUGCUCUUCCCCAGACAAGUGAUUAAAAAAGAUCUAUGUGUCUGUAUCUCAUGAGUAAAUGAGACGAGCCAGUUUUAUUGCAGUACUAAAGGCUUCUGUAGAGACUUUUAGGUAUACUUUGUGUUUUGCCAAUUUAUAACAAAAUGAUGAUUGUUAAUAUUGAUACAAUAACAGCCACGUUGAACAGCUUAUAUCCCAUAUUGAAUAGUUAUCGUGCCAUGUCUAAAAAAGGCAUGAAGAAAUUUGUAGAAGAGGCCAACGGUUUUAAGUGGGCAUAACUUUACUUUCACAAUGAAUCUCACAUCUGGUGCGAAUUAAAUGUAAUAUAUUCCGAUAUAUUCAAAGUGGCCCAUUUGGCUUAAUGGUGUAUUACGGCUGCAGAUUUUAUUAGCCUUUUAACGUUAUGAGGUGCUCUUUUAAUUUCUACUAGUUCUUCAUCCUGUGCAGUUAUAUCAGUUGGAUCUCUUAGGUUCCAUUGGCUGAUGUAUUGUUGCUUUAAUCUAUAGGGGUUUGUAUCUCAAAUACUGAUUUAGUUGUCAUUCUCACGUAUCAAUUACAUCCGGGAUGUCUUAGAGGGCUACGGCUAGCCUGGUCCCAGAUCUGUUUGAGCUCUUGCCAACUCAAUUGGUCAUAUUAAUUAUCAAGCCAAACAUUACAAUGUGCGAAAUUCCAUUAUGCUGAGCUGCGGGGUACUGGUCUAUGGCCCAUGACGUGAACGGGCAAAAGCGGUGGGGGAGGAGCAUCCUUCUCAAAUCAAACGGUAAUAUGCGCCACUCGGUCAUGUUGUCAACAUCGUUUUUCCUUAAAAUCUGUCAAACUAGUUUUCAUUGGGAAGGCCGAUUUUAAAGCGUUUUCUAUCAAAAGCAAUCACUUUUGCAUGUGAACACAGAAUCCUACUCAUCACUCCACGUGCUUAAUUACGUCACUUUUGUUUUGAGGAGACUUCACGCGGCACCUGGCUCAAGCCCGGGAGGCAGCUUGGUUCCAAAGCAAUCAACUUUCACUCGGUGCAAAACACGUCUACCAGGGCGCCUGGGCCAGAUUAAUCAAAUCCCCUCAAUGAGUGACAAGGAGUUGGCAUGAUGGCACAAACAGACUGGCACUCAAGCUAGGCUACUGCAGAAUGUGUGCAGUCCUAUGCAUGACUACCACAUGAUGUAGUACUGCAUUGAUUCAGUGAUUAUAGUAGGCUGUUAAAUGGGUUGGUAAAGUAAAAUAACAGGUGCCUCUUGGACCGUAGCUGUCCAGGAUUGUCGUCAUCCCUGAUUUAAGUGAAACAGAUUUGUUUGAAUGGCAAAAAUAUAAAAUGUGUGGUCUUACUGGCCUGUGAAUGUGUAGUUUAAAGUGGUUUUCCAGUAUUUUCUUAUUUGCAGAAAGUCUAUCUACAGAACUGGAUUUGAUUGCACCUGAACUCUAGCCAGGUCCCAGAUCUGUUUGAGUUCUUGCCAACUCCAUUGCUCGUUUGGCAUUUGUUACAAUGAGUGUGCAUGAUAGCACAAACAGACUGGCACUCCAGCUACCAGAACUCCUUAAUCACACAUUCUGAGCCACCAUGCUUAGCUAGUUGACCAUGUUUAUCAUCACCUUAAUAGUUUUAUUAUUAUUUUAUUAUUUACAUUUCAGUCUCAUGGUUUUGUCCCUCAUAAUGUAAAUCUGGUCCUGUGUUUCUGCUUGGUUAUGUCCCAAAUGUCACCCUAUUCCCUUUAUAGUGCACUACUAUUGAAAUGAGCCCUUUGGGCCCUGGUCAGAAAUAGUGCAAUAGGAAGGGAUUGAGGUGCCAUUUGGGACCUAACCCUCAUCAUUACAUCAUACAAACUUAUCAACAGAAAUCAACUGUGUAAAAAUGUGUUUUUUACCUAGCUAAUUAUAUUUUAAGAGGAGCACCACUAGUACACACAUCUCAUAACAUGAAACAGUUUUUGCUGACAGCGGUGUUGUGUGAGUGAGAUAGCUAUGUAUAAGGUACAACAGCUUGUGAAAUAAAAUAAAAUGUUGUGCCAUUUUAUUCCCUCA
Molecule: messenger RNA, 5271 nt
Organism: Coregonus clupeaformis (lake whitefish)
Lineage: Eukaryota; Metazoa; Chordata; Actinopteri; Salmoniformes; Salmonidae
Product: WD repeat-containing protein 37
Exons: 15
Coding region: 371-1858 (495 amino acids)
Cellular component (GO): preribosome, large subunit precursor
Molecular function (GO): protein binding
Source: RefSeq, a predicted model, not a curated record